CUACGGUCAAGCUAAUCAACGCAAAAAUCUAUGACACUAUAUGAUAUAAAGAUAUAUUUUUUCAUUGAAAUGCUGUUUAAAUGUGACAGACCGAACGUUUAUCACCACAGUCGUCGAAUGCAAAAAUCGCCAAACACCGCGCCUUAACAGCAAUUGCAACAUUUUCCCUGCAUAACAUGCAUUGCGAGUGCAGUGUGUGCAUGGUACAACUACAAUAAUGAGCGGAGCAUUAAGCGGGUGUCGGUCAGUGCUGGUAACCGGGGUGAGCAGGGGCAUCGGUCUGCAAAUAAUUAAAGAUUUGGCUAAAAAGACCGAAAGGAAGGCGCUUACUAUCGCGACUGUCCGUAACCCAGCGGCUGCAGAGGAACUUCAAAGAGUUGCUAAGGAGUCCUCAGGCGUCCAUGUUGUAACACUUGAUGUGACCAGUCAAGCCAGUAUAGAUGCCGCCGUUGAGGAGGUGUCAUCUCUGCUGGGGGCCGAGGGGCUGAACUGCCUUAUAAACAAUGCAGCCAUCGAUGGGGACACAGACCUCGAAAUGGUGACAGCUGAGGAGAUGCUGAAGACAUAUGAAUGUAACACUGUGGCCCCUCUCAUGGUCACUAAGGCCUUUCUGCCGCUUCUGCGAGAAGCUGCGACGCGUGGUUCUGGGAUGGGGAUCCACAGGGCUGCUGUGAUCAACAUGUCCUCCGUACUCGGUUCCAUCCAGCUGAACUCGGGAGCUUUGGUGAGAAGCAAGUGCUAUCCCUACAAGGCCUCCAAGGCAGCCUUGAACAUGGUGACAAGGUGUCUAGCCGUUGAUUUGGUGACAGAAGGAAUUCUCUGCGUGGCCAUUCACCCGGGCUGGGUGCGCACUGACAUGGGGGGCCCACAGGGUGAACUGAGUGUGGAAGAGAGUGUUUCUUCAAUCCUGAGUGUGCUUGCUGGAUUGUCUGAAAAGGAUCACGGAGGAUAUCUGGACUACACAGGGAAAACACUGCCUUGGUGAUUUUUCCUUUGGUCAUAUUUUGUGUGCAUCCUUAAAAAAGGCCUCUAUUGUAAUCUUGCUGUGACUGUUUAAUUUCUGAAAAAAAUCAAAUUGCUAGAUAUUCAGUGACCUCUGGGAUUGUUACGUAUUCUUUCUAAAAAUGCUGCAAGAUAAAACAAUAAAAGACCAAAGAACACGA
Messenger RNA from Brienomyrus brachyistius, 1163 nucleotides. RefSeq names its product C-factor-like. NCBI's taxonomy places the organism in Eukaryota, Metazoa, Chordata, Actinopteri, Osteoglossiformes, Mormyridae. The coding region runs from base 218 to 985 and encodes 255 amino acids. The record is from RefSeq and is a predicted model, not a curated record. The transcript has 6 exons.